AUGCAACGGAAUAAAAUAUUGUGGGUGGUAUUAUGGUCUUUCACAGUUUUUUGCCCUGUUCUCUCAGCAGUCUUGGGGAUAGAUUAUGGGCAACAAUUUAUUAAGGCAAUGCUGGUAUCACCAUAUGCUCCAUUAGAAUUGGUUUUGACACCAGAAGCCAAAAGAAAAGAUUUAUCCGGUUUAGCUAUUAAAAAAUUGCCAUCUAAGGAUGGGACAUCCAAGAAAGUAGAGGAUAUUGAGCGUACCUAUGGUAAUUCCAUUGGUUCUUUGGAAACAAGAUUUCCACAUAAUAUAGCUUUAAAUUUGAAACCCUUGUUAGGUAAGACUAUUAACAAUACUGAAAUUAUUGAUAAUUAUAUAUUAAAACAUCCUGGUGUUAAUGUCACUACUACAGAUAGAAACAGUUUAGCAAUUGCUAUAGAUGGUGUAUCAUAUGCUAUCGAAGAAUUAGUGGCUAUGAAUUUACAAGAAAUUACACACAGAUCCAAUUCUCUAUUGAAAGAAAAUGAUCGUACGGGUAAAGAUUAUGUGGAUAAAUUUGUUAUGACAGUACCAGAUUUUUUUGAUCAAAGACAACGUAUGGCCCUCAUCGAUGCUAGUUCUUUUAUUGAUCGUGCAUAUGGUGCAUAUUUAGUCAGUGAUGGUUUGUCUGUUGCUUUAAAUUUUGCGUAUAAACAACAAAGAAAUUUAGAACCAGGUAAAGAUUAUAAUUUUAUGAUUUAUGAUAUUGGUAGUGGUUCUGUUAAGACCACUUUGAUUAAACUGUCUAAUCCAAGUGAUUAUAAUGAUCCAAUAACAAUUGAAACAAAAGGUUAUGGGUUUUCUAUUAUUGGUGGCUCUGAUUUUACUCUCCUAUUAUCAAAUAUGAUAAAGGAAAAAUUUUUAGCAAAAUACAAUAGUUCUAUUACUGCUGAUCAACUGGAAACAAAUCCCAAAUCUUUAGCUAAGAUUAAUCAAUUGGCAGAAAAGAUUAAACUAGUAUUAAGUGCUAAUACUGAUGCAUCAGGUACUAUUGAAUCCAUAAUUGAUGAUAUCGAUUUUAAUGUUGAAAUUACUAGAGAAGAGUUCGAAUCCAACUUGCAAUCAUUUAAAAAGUACUUAAUAAAUCCAAUAACAGAUGCCUUAGAAUCUCAAGUCAAUAAUAGUACUGAUUUGGUCACAUUGUCUGAGUUGAAUGGUAUAAUUCUAGCAGGUGGAUCAACUCGUCUUCCAUUUGUUCAAAAAUGUUUAAACGAAAUGUUUGAUAUAGAUAAAAUUUUGAAAAAUGUUAAUGCAGAUGAAUCAGCUGUUUCUGGUGUUUCUCUAAGAGGUGUUCAAUUGUUCCAGGCAUUUAAAACAAAACCAUUGAAUGUUAUCGAACGUUCAAUCUAUGAUUAUUCUGUUGAGUUCAAAAACUCUACAGGUAAAUUUGAUCAUAUUUUAUUCCCUAAAGGUACUAUUUACCCAAUAGAGAAAUCAUUCGUGGUUACUGAAAAUGGUGAUGUAAGAAGAAUUAAUAUAACGUCCAAAGAAAAUGGUUCAACUUUAAGUGAUAUUUCUAUUGAUAAUGACAAAAUGUUUGAUUCUAAGAUUUGCCCAUAUGGUAUAGAAUAUAAUAUUACGUUUUUUUUAAAUGAAAUAAGAACAUUAUCUGUCAAAAAUGUUAGAGCUACUUGUUUGAAAAAAGACACUGAAAGAAAUCCAGAAAAGCGAAGCACAAGCGGUGGUGAUGAAUCUCCCAUUACUACGGCAAGUGGGAUUAUUAAACGUAAGUUUAAGUCACCAAUUGAUGUUACUUUUGAGGAAACAGGGUCUAUUAUAGAACCUUUUUCGUACAAGGAUAGAAUUAAACAUAUUAAACGUAUCAAAGCUUUUGAUGAUAAAGAUAAAAAGAGGUUCCAAUUGCAAGAAGCAAGAAAUACUUUUGAAAGUAGUUUAUAUGAAAUUAGAAAUUUCUUAACAGAAGAUGAAGUAAUCUCUAAUGCACCAAAGGAUCAAUUAACAGAAUUAAAUAAUCUUGUUUCAGAAUACCUUGAAUGGUUAGAAGAUGAUUCAGAUGAUGCUACCAAAACUGUAAUUAAUAAGAAGAAGAAAAAGGUUGAAACAUUGAAAAAACAAAUUGAAAAGUAUUUAAAGGCCCUUGAAGAACCACUGGGAAGAGACCAAUUUGAAAGAUUAUUAGAAAUAUCCGAAGAUAUAUUUGAAUCAUUUGAAGUUCAAAAAAAGAUUUCUAAAGAGAAAUUCGACUUAUUCAUUGAAACAAUUUCUGAAAAAAUACCUUUCAACGUUACAGAAGAAUAUAGUAAGAUUGAAUUACCUAAACAUUUAAUGAAGUCUUUUACCGAUUUUAAUGAAACUGUUAUCACUUUAAAUGAAACACAACAGAUAAUUCAAAAGUUGCUAUCAAAUAAAAAGGUUUUUGAUAAGUUAUCUCUUUUAGAAUUGUACGAUUUAAAGGUAGACUUUGAUAGACUGUUGACUUCUGCAGAGAAAUCGAAUAUUUUGAUAUCUGUUGAUGAAUACCGUCUAAAUAAAUUAAAAACUCUGUAUCAUAGGCAAGUACGUGCCUAUACAAGAAAAUUAGAAAAAGAGAAAAAGAAGUUGGAACAGGAGAAUUCGUUAAAUAUUAAUGCUACUAUUGCACAGUUCCAGUCGUCUAAUAUUUCAUAUUCUAAUGUGGUUUCUUCAGAAUUUUCUAGCAGGAUAUCAUUUACCAUUGAGACUCCAACUUCUGAAGAUAUUAUUCAUGAUGAAUUAUGA
Molecule: messenger RNA, 2739 nt
Organism: Arxiozyma heterogenica
Lineage: Eukaryota; Fungi; Ascomycota; Saccharomycetes; Saccharomycetales; Saccharomycetaceae
Gene: LHS1
Product: Hsp70 family chaperone LHS1
Exons: 1
Coding region: 1-2739 (912 amino acids)
Biological process (GO): endoplasmic reticulum unfolded protein response
Cellular component (GO): endoplasmic reticulum chaperone complex
Molecular function (GO): ATP-dependent protein folding chaperone; ATP binding
Source: RefSeq, a predicted model, not a curated record